AGUUAAAUAUCACAGAGUGCGCUAUAUGCGAUGUCCUACUGUCGGUAAAACAGUUUUUUUUACUUUUGUUCCUCUUCCAUGACACGUACAUACACAUAAGCGUAAACAUAACCAUAUAUAUGUGUAAAGAUUUUUCUUUUCUCCCCACUUAUCUUCUUGUUCCCUGCUAACGUAAUACUCCUUACUUACUUGUUAAAUCACUUCUAUUUCCCCUACUUUAAUCUCAUCUAACGAUGAUCAACUUUAAUCCGUCUACUCGCGGCAAUUUCGAAGUGGACCAUUCAUACUCGCAUUCAUGAUAAUAAGCCGGGAAUUUGAAUGAUUGGAAAAACGAGUUUGACGAUCGAUCGUAUAAGUAUUCGUGUAACUGUUAUGCAAGUAAGUAAGAAAGAAACUAAUUAAUUAUCACCUUCAUCUAAUGCGGAGUUAACCAAAGGAGUAAUGAUCAAAUUGGAGUGUUAAUCAUUCUUCACUGUCAUCGUCGUGCAAUGGUCAAUGUGUAUUAUCUCUUUCUCUCUCUCUCUUACUCUUACACGUACUAUGCAUAACACAUAUAUACAUAUAUAUAUAUAUAGAUGUAUUAAAAAGGAAGGUUCGUUAAAUUUGUGUGAAGUCCGUUAAGCACCGUUCGGUGUUCCAUUAAAUAACGUUCCAUAAGGCCGAUUACUCGUAGAGCUCGGUAUGGGUGUCUGUUUCUGCUUAAAUUAGUGCACAGUGCGUGGCACAGCCUUAACUCAACACUCCUCUCCUCGUCUAACCAAAGUCAAAUCAUUAUGCCAGUGAUAAUACGUCGUUGCCUGUUGCUGUUCUGCUGUUACAAAUUCGAUAUCAAAGGAAAAGGAUGCAACGAGGUCAGUUGAGAGAUAUUUCCUCCUGGAUGACCCGCCUGUUUCCUGAACCCAGUGAAAGGAUAGAUGCUUUUAAGAUGUUUGGAUCAAAAAGCAGCUGUCCUACGAGCACAUUUUAUACGGACUUAGAGAUCACAGAAAGUAAGGAAGUCAUUACGGAAGAAUACGAAGAAAGACAAUGUUCUAAAAGUUCACGAUCAUUGAAGCAGCAAAGCAGAACUAACGAAGAUGGAAGCUCACAAGAUUCAGAUACACAAACUACUAGCAGUGAAGAUCAUCAAUAUUCUAGACAUUCCUUUCAUAGAAUCGCAAGUUUUGGGGGUUUUCCAAGGUUUCAACCAUUCGUUAUGUCAGCCUCCUCCCCAGCAGCAUGCAUUGAUAUUAGUAGCAAUGAAGAGACAUCCAAUGAAAAUUCUUAUGUUGCUAUGUCGCACAGUGUUUUAGAAUAUAGAAGUAGCAGGUACGCAGCUUCAGAAAGAAAUUCUCAUCAAUAUACUCUAGAUGCGUAUGCUAUAAGCGAAUCAGAAAGUGAAGAAGAAUCAGAGGAAACUAGAUCUUCUGAAACGGAGUCUAUUACCACUGUGGAUCACACAAAUGAAUCUACUACAUCCGAGCCAAAAUUACGUGUACAAAGAAGUUCCCCUGAUUCCAAAAGAAAAAAGGCGCAUCGUGUAGCAGAGGAACUAUUAGCUACUGAAAAGAAAUAUGUCAAUAUUUUACAUCUCAUCGAUCAAGUAUUUCAAUUUAGAGUCGAUCAAGAAAAUAGAGCGCAUCCAAUGUUUCCCCCUGAAACGGUUCAACACAUGUUUUCUAAUAUUAAGUCCAUUUACAAAUUUCAUAAUGACUUUUUAUUACCUCAAUUGGAGGAACGAAUGCAAUGCUGGGAUUCUAAACCUAAGAUUGGUGAUAUUAUGAAAAAUUUUGCACCUUUUUUAAAAAUGUAUACAGAAUAUGUUAAAAAUUUUGACUACGCAAUGAAUCUGAUAAACACAUUACAAAACAAAGUAGCAAGGUUUGCAGCAAUAAUUAAUGAUAUACAAAAAUUGGACGAGUGUGCUAAAUUAUCACUGCCGCAUCACAUGUUAAGUCCGAUACAAAGAUUACCAAGAUACGAAUUGCUCCUUAAGGAUUAUUUAAAAAAUCUUACAGAAGAAAAUCCUGAUUAUGAAGAUACAAAAAAAGCUCUAGAAUUAGUAUCUACAGCUGCUAAUCAUACAAAUGAAGCAAUGAAAAAAAUAGAUAAGUUUAAGAAACUAUUGGAAAUACAAGAAAGUAUAUACGACGCGACCGAUCUAGUCAGUGCAACACGCGAGCUCAUAAAAGAAGGUCGUAUUGUAAAAAUAUCAGCGAGAAGUGGCGAUCAUCAGGAUAGGCAUUUGUUUUUGUUUAGCGAUCUAUUGUUAUUGUGUUCAUUAAGACUGAUACCUGGUCCUCCAUAUCGUUUACGAGCCAAAUUUUUAGUAGAAGAUUUACAAGUUGUCGAAGGUGAUAAUUUAGAAACAGCUAAUACUUUUUAUAUUAGAUACGAAAAUAAAAAUGUCGAGUUGUAUACAUAUUCUGCGGCGGAGAAAGCAUCAUGGUUAGAUGCAUUAUUCCAAACUAUGCAAGAAAUAAUGAGACGCAAAGCUAGUUUGAAAACUGGUAAUGCUAAAACAUCUUUGGUUAAGGCUGACGAUGUAAAUAGAUGUAUGGUUUGUGAAGUCAGUUUUUCGGUUAUGAAAAGGAAACACAAUUGUAGAGCAUGUGGAAUUGUUGUUUGCAGUAAAUGUUCUAAUCAAAAGUUAUUAUUUGAAGACAAUAAGAAUAUGAGAGUAUGUAGACUAUGUCAUGCUGCAUUAACUCAGCCUCUUAGCAAAUCUCCAUCGUCUCCUUCAGGACCAGUGCCAAGUUUGUUGCAAGUUUCAGCUAGUGCACCAUCAGUAUUGUCUGGUUAUCUUUUAUUAAAAACACAAGCGAGCAAACCAUGGACCAGACGAUGGUUUGCGUUGCAUAUUGACUUUGUUUUAUAUUCAUUUAAAUCAGAAACAGAGAGUAUGGCCAUGACAGCAACACCAAUGCCAGGUUUUAUGGUAACUGAUGGUGGAAUGUUAACAGAUGAGGACCCUUUGAGUAGUAAAGAUCGUAUAAGAGCAUUUAAAAUGCAUCAUUCUAGAAAAUGUUACUAUCUACAAGCUUCUUCUGAUGACGACAAAGAAAAAUGGAUGCACGCAUUACAAUUAGCCACAAAAGCUGAACUACCUCAUUUAACAGAACAGAUCGAAAACGAACACGCACAAGAAUGUCAAUCGUCGUUAAAUGAUAUACAAUGAAAAUGAAUAUCAUCACAUUUACGAACUAGCCAAUUUUGUACUAUUCUUCUCAUAAAAAUAAUUAGAUUAUUAGACAACUGUAAGAUAAUCGUUAGUUAGCUAUAUUUAAAGAAGAAGAAGAAGAAAAAGAAAAAGAGAAAGAAA
Molecule: messenger RNA, 3301 nt
Organism: Polistes dominula (European paper wasp)
Lineage: Eukaryota; Metazoa; Arthropoda; Insecta; Hymenoptera; Vespidae
Product: FYVE, RhoGEF and PH domain-containing protein 4
Biological process (GO): cytoskeleton organization; filopodium assembly
Cellular component (GO): cytoplasm
Molecular function (GO): guanyl-nucleotide exchange factor activity; metal ion binding
Source: RefSeq, a predicted model, not a curated record